Callithrix jacchus (white-tufted-ear marmoset) is the source of this 7025-nucleotide messenger RNA. The record is from RefSeq and is a predicted model, not a curated record. Lineage: Eukaryota; Metazoa; Chordata; Mammalia; Primates; Cebidae.
GAACAGCCUGUGGUCUGGACUCCUGCGUCUAGGAGGGGACAGAUGCUGCUUCCCUUCUGGAUGAGGGGUACCCACAGGUGAUGGAGGCCAGGGUCCCUCAAAAAAGGAAGGGGCGCAGGCACGUUGGUUUCUUCAGAGGGUUGGAAGGACUGGGUGCCCAAGGGUGACAUCCAUGAGUCUUGGGUCCCUGAGGAUGGCUUGUACUGGGGGAGAGUCAGACUUGGAGGGUCCCCAAAUUCCUCAGUCCCCUUGGAGAAGGGACUGCCGGGUCUGAGGGAGGAGGGGCUGGGGGGCGGGACUCCUGGCUCCAGGGUGGAGACCUUGUUUUUCAGGCCUGGACUUCUGGGGCAAUAAAAGCGACAGACUGGGUCUUAGUAUGGCGAACCCUGAAGUCAGGGAAAGGUCUUCUGUUUCCAGAGCCUCAAGGCAGGGAGGGGGCAGAGGGCAGCCACCCCCGGCCCUGGAGUCUAGCUCUGAAGCUGAUGUCUCCAUACCUGGUUCUGCGCCUCUGCCUGCCCCCCACCAAGCCUGACUUCUUCCUCCCAUUUUAUUUUCAGCCCCCUCACUCCCUCGUCCCAGGAGGAAGGCAGAGGCUGGUAGCUGGGGCGGCGGGCGGCCCCUUCCCCAAGCCCUGGCAGGAGGAGGGGUCCCCAGGGAGGCCAGGAGGGGGGGCUAUGGGUCUCCCGGCAGUGGCGGACGGGGACUGAAUGUUAAUCGCAUCCCGAGUGAGUGUGUGUGUGUGAGAAUACAGCGAGUGUGCGAGUCCCUCCCGCUCCGGCUCCUCCAAGCCGCGGCCGCCGCCGCCACCCUCGCCCGCAGCCUCCCGCAGCCUCCCUCGGCCACCGGUGCCCGGCUGGGGGGUGUCGCCUGGGUGGGUCCGCCCGGCCCCCAGGGGUCCCUCGAGCGUCUGCCAUCUGCCCGGUGAGGAUCUGUGUGUCCGGGUGUCAGGCUGGCUGGUGGAGGGGGGGUGUGUCUGUAAGGGCUGCGGCGGCCCAGGGAGGGAGGGGUCUGUCUGUACCGACCCUGAGCCGCCUGCCUGGGUGUCGUGGGCGCCCCUACUCCUCCCACCCCAGCCCCCCAAACCCAGAUGGGUGGUGUGUACCUGGGUUCUGUGUCUCCUGCCUUCGUCCGGCCAGGCGUCUGGGCGUCCCCGGCUGCCUGUGUCCUCCUGUCUGUCCAAACAGCCCCUAACGGCAGUGGCAGCCUGGCCCCCAUUAGACCGCCCCCCCCCCGUGUGUGUGUGUGUCCCUCCUCAAGCUCUGGGGGUGUUGAGGGGGAAUCCCAGGGAAGUGAGGUCGUGCGUGUGUGCGUGAGUGUAUGUGUGUGUUUCUGCCUGUGUUUGAGAGUGGGGGCGUCGAGGGGGGGUCUGGAGGUGGCCAAGCGAGGAAGGAGCAAGCAGUUCCCCAGGCAGGCAAUCUCCCGCUCCUCACACACACACACACACACACACACACACACCAGCCACCAGCUUCAGAGGUGACCCAGACAGACAGACAGACACAGACGCUGGAGGUGAGGGUGGGGGGGCGCUGAGGGCACAAAGUGGGGGUGCGAAUGAGCCAGAGAGAGGCGGGACUGGACACAUGGAAAGUGGGGAGGAGCCCGGGCUGAAGCAGCAGAGGGGGGCACCCCAGGUGGGCGGAGGGGGGAUCCCCAUGGGGUCGAGGCAGCAAGAGGACACCCCGACAGCCUCUGCAAUGUCCGGGGCCCAACUUCCAAAGCAACAUGUGUAGCCACGUCCUCCCCUAGUCCAGGUGGCCGCAACCUUGGGGGACAGACAGGGCAGGACAAGACCAAGGAAGAGGAAGGAGAGACAGAGCCAGGGACAGACAGGAGGUCCCGGCCGCCGCUGCCGCCACCACCACCGCUGCUGCCGCCCAGGGGCCUGCCCCCCCACAUCGGCUCUCUGAGCCCUACUCGGAAUCUUGGGGUCGCUGGAUGCCGGGUUCCGGUCCUGGCUCCCCACAAUCCCCCCCACAGAACAGGGUCAUGAAAAGAGGCCGCCCCGCGGGGCCCGCAGGCGAUGCGCGGCGCCGGUGGCCCCCGCGGCCCUCGGGGCCCCGCUAAGAUGCUGCUGCUCCUGGCGCUGGCCUGCGCCAGCCCGUUCCCGGAGGAGGCGCCGGGGCCGGGCGGGGCCAGUGGGCCCGGUGGGGUCCCCGGCGGGGCGCGGCCGCUCAACGUGGCGCUCGUGUUCUCCGGGCCCGCAUACGCGGCCGAGGCGGCGCGCCUGGGCCCCGCCGUGGCGGCCGCCGUGCGCAGCCCGGGCCUGGACGUGCGGCCCGUGGCGCUGGUGCUCAACGGCUCGGACCCCCGCAGCCUCGUGCUGCAGCUCUGCGACCUGCUGUCGGGGCUGCGCGUGCACGGCGUGGUCUUCGAGGACGACUCGCGCGCGCCCGCCGUCGCGCCCAUCCUCGACUUCCUGUCGGCGCAGACCUCGCUGCCCAUCGUGGCCGUGCACGGCGGCGCCGCGCUCGUGCUCACGCCCAAGGAGAAGGGCUCCACCUUCCUGCAGCUGGGCUCCUCCACCGAGCAACAGCUUCAGGUCAUCUUCGAGGUGCUGGAGGAAUACGACUGGACGUCCUUUGUAGCGGUGACCACGCGUGCCCCUGGCCACCGGGCCUUCCUGUCCUACAUCGAGGUGCUGACCGACGGCAGCCUGGUGGGCUGGGAACACCGCGGGGCGCUGACGCUAGACCCUGGGGCGGGCGAGGCUGUGCUCAGUGCCCAGCUCCGCAGUGUCAGCGCGCAGAUCCGCCUGCUCUUCUGCGCCCGAGAGGAGGCCGAGCCAGUGUUCCGGGCUGCUGAGGAGGCUGGCCUCACUGGGUCUGGCUACGUCUGGUUCAUGGUGGGACCCCAGCUGGCUGGAGGCGGGGGUUCUGGGGCCCCUGGCGAGCCCCUUCUUCUGCCAGGAGGCGCCCCGCUGCCUGCCGGACUGUUUGCAGUGCGCUCGGCUGGCUGGCGGGAUGACCUGGCUCGGCGAGUGGCAGCUGGCGUGGCCGUAGUGGCCAGAGGCGCCCAGGCCCUGCUGCGUGACUAUGGUUUCCUUCCUGAGCUCGGCCACGACUGUCGUGCCCAGAAUCGCACCCACCGCGGCGAGAGUCUCCAUAGGUACUUCAUGAACAUCACCUGGGAUAACCGGGAUUAUUCUUUCAAUGAGGAUGGCUUCCUAGUGAACCCCUCCCUGGUGGUCAUCUCCCUCACCAGAGACAGGACAUGGGAGGUGGUGGGCAGCUGGGAGCAGCAGACGCUCCGCCUCAAGUACCCGUUGUGGUCCCGCUAUGGUCGCUUCCUGCAGCCAGUGGAUGACACGCAGCACCUCACGGUGGCCACGCUGGAGGAGAGGCCGUUUGUCAUCGUGGAGCCUGCUGACCCCAUCAGUGGCACCUGCAUCCGAGACUCUGUCCCCUGCCGGAGCCAGCUCAACCGGACCCACAGCCCUCCCCCGGAUGCCCCCCGCCCGGAAAAGCGCUGCUGCAAGGGUUUCUGCAUCGACAUUCUGAAGCGGCUGGCGCAGACCAUCGGCUUCAGCUAUGACCUCUAUCUGGUCACCAACGGCAAGCACGGAAAGAAGAUCGAUGGCGUCUGGAAUGGCAUGAUCGGGGAGGUGUUCUACCAGCGCGCAGACAUGGCCAUCGGCUCCCUCACCAUUAACGAGGAGCGCUCUGAGAUCGUGGACUUCUCCGUCCCUUUCGUGGAGACAGGCAUUAGCGUCAUGGUGGCGCGCAGCAACGGCACGGUGUCCCCCUCCGCUUUCCUCGAGCCCUACAGUCCCGCCGUGUGGGUGAUGAUGUUCGUUAUGUGCCUCACUGUGGUCGCCGUCACUGUUUUCAUCUUCGAGUACCUCAGUCCGGUCGGUUACAACCGCAGCCUGGCCACUGGCAAGCGCCCUGGUGGCUCAACCUUCACCAUUGGGAAAUCCAUCUGGCUGCUCUGGGCCCUGGUGUUCAAUAAUUCGGUGCCCGUGGAGAACCCCCGGGGAACCACCAGCAAAAUCAUGGUGCUGGUGUGGGCCUUCUUCGCCGUCAUCUUCCUCGCCAGCUACACAGCCAACCUGGCCGCCUUCAUGAUCCAGGAGGAGUACGUGGAUACCGUGUCUGGGCUCAGUGACCGCAAGUUCCAGAGGCCCCAGGAGCAGUACCCGCCCCUGAAGUUUGGGACUGUGCCCAACGGGUCCACGGAGAAGAACAUCCGCAGCAACUAUCCCGAUAUGCACAGCUACAUGGUGCGCUACAACCAGCCCCGCGUAGAGGAAGCUCUCACUCAGCUCAAGGCAGGGAAGCUGGAUGCCUUCAUCUAUGAUGCUGCGGUGCUCAACUACAUGGCUCGCAAGGACGAGGGCUGCAAGCUUGUCACCAUCGGCUCCGGCAAGGUCUUCGCCACGACAGGCUAUGGCAUCGCCCUGCACAAGGGCUCCCGCUGGAAGCGACCCAUCGACCUGGCUCUGCUGCAGUUCCUGGGGGACGAUGAGAUCGAGAUGCUGGAGCGGCUGUGGCUCUCCGGGAUCUGCCACAAUGACAAAAUCGAGGUGAUGAGCAGCAAGCUGGACAUCGACAACAUGGCGGGGGUCUUCUACAUGCUCCUGGUGGCCAUGGGCUUGUCCCUGCUGGUGUUCGCCUGGGAGCACCUGGUGUACUGGCGGCUGCGGCACUGCCUGGGACCCACUCACCGCAUGGACUUCCUGCUGGCCUUCUCCAGGGGCAUGUACAGCUGCUGCAGCGCGGAAGCCGCCCCGCCGCCCGCCAAGCCCCCGCCGCCGCCGCAGCCCCUACCCAGCCCCGCAUACCCCGCGCCGCGGCCGGCGCCCGGGCCCGCACCUUUCGUGCCCCGCGAGCGCGCCCCCGUGGACCGCUGGCGCCGGACCAAGGGAGCGGGGCCGCCGGGGGGUGCGGGCCUGGCCGACGGCUUCCACCGCUACUACGGCCCCAUCGAGCCGCAGGGCCUAGGCCUGGGCCUGGGCGAGGCGCGCGCGGCGCCCCGGGGCGCUGCCGGGCGCCCCCUUUCCCCGCCGGCCGCGCAGCCCCCGCAGAAGCCGCCGCCCUCCUACUUCGCCAUCGUGCGCGACAAGGAGCCCGCCGAGCCCCCUGCCGGCGCCUUCCCCGGCUUCCCGUCGCCGCCCGCGCCCCCUGCCGCCGCGGCCACCGCCGUCGGGCCGCCACUCUGCCGCCUGGCCUUUGAGGACGAGAGCCCGCCGGCGCCCGCGCGGUGGCCACGCUCGGAUCCGGAGAGCCAGCCCCUGCUGGGACCCGGUGCGGGGGGCGCGGGCGGCGCAGGGGGCACGGGCGGAGGAGCCCCGGCCGCGCCGCCCCCAUGCCGCGCCGCGCCGCCCCCCUGCCCUUACCUCGACCUCGAGCCGUCGCCGUCGGACUCGGAGGACUCGGAGAGCCUGGGCGGCGCGUCGCUGGGAGGCCUGGAGCCCUGGUGGUUCGCCGACUUCCCCUACCCAUACGCCGAACGCCUCGGGCCCCCGCCCGGCCGCUACUGGUCGGUCGACAAGCUCGGGGGCUGGCGCGCCGGGAGCUGGGACUACCUGCCCCCGCGCAGCGGUCCCGCCGCCUGGCACUGCCGCCACUGCGCCAGUCUGGAGCUGCUGCCGCCGCCGCGCCAUCUCAGUUGCUCGCACGACGGCCUGGACGGCGGCUGGUGGGCGCCACCGCCUCCGCCCUGGGCCGCCGGGCCCCCGCCCCGACGCCGGGCCCGCUGCGGGUGUCCACGGUCGCACCCACACCGCCCGCGGGCAUCCCACCGCACGCCCGCCGCCGCCGCACCCCACCACCACCGGCACCGGCGCGCCGCGGGGGGCUGGGACAUCCCGCCGCCCGCGCCCACCUCGCGCUCGCUCGAGGACCUCAGCUCGUGCCCCCGCGCCGCCCCGGCGCGCAGGCUCACCGGGCCCUCCCGCCACGCUCGCAGGUGCCCGCACGCCGCACACUGGGGGCAGCCUCUGCCCACAGCGUCCCACCGGAGACACCGGGGCGGGGACCUGGGCACCCGCAGGGGCUCGGCGCACUUCUCCAGCCUCGAGUCCGAGGUAUGACGCGGCCCCGGGGGCCCCACUGCCCCCUUGGUCAGCGCAGGCCACGGCCCGAGGGGGCGCCCGCAGUGGAUAGGACCCGCGUGGGUUGGGAAGGAAAGCAACGGAACUGGCCGGACCCCGCCUGGAGCAGCGUCCUGUGCCCCCUCGUUCUGAAGAAACCGCGAGCCGAAGAGGAUUUGGUCCCCCAAUUAUCACCCAGCCUGAGAGCGAGGGGGCGGGGGCCUCGGAGCCCACCGGACUUUUUUUUUAAACCCGACAAGGGCUUUUUAACGUCACCAGAUGGGGCGGGAGGUGGGGAGUCACGCCACACCCGCGUCCCACCUCCAUGCCCGGGGCCGUGGCCCCCACAUCACUGUGCAGCUCCCCGGCCCCAGUCGCGCCUCCGGGGAAGCUCGUUUUUAACCUUUCAUCCAUCAGGACUCAAAACUGUGAGACGCGUUCGCCAAACUGUGACCCCAGACCUUGGCCCCGCCACACAGAAACCCCUGACCCAGACUGUGACAUCCGACUCCUAAAAUGGUCAUCCGACCCCAGACUGUGACCCCCGACCCCAAACUGUGACCCGAACCCCAGACCGUGCCCCGACCAGACUGUGACCCUUGACAUCAAACCGUGACACCCUCUCCUCCUCUUCAACCCUCGGGCGCUUUUCCUUACUGUGACCUAGGACUCGUCCCCAACGGAAGCCCCGCCAACCCUUGCACCGCAAUGAACCCAACCUCCUUCAAGCCAAAACUUCCCAACCUGUCGCACCUCUAGACCACCCCACUUGCCACCAACCACAUCCUCUCCAAAUCCAAUCCUUAUUUGCGACCCUUCAGUGAUGACCCAGCAGACCUCCAAAAAGCCUCCUCUUCCCAGAUCUCCAGCCGGGUCUGGGGCUGGGUUGCGGAGGGGAGGGUCUGGGAGUCCACACUUCACCAACCUCCCUUCCCACUCUUCUAUUCCACAUUGCAGUGUUUGGAAUAAACCAUGUUUUUAUGCCUCCUCA